CACGCUGGGCGUAGUAAUAAUAAAAGUGGUAAACGAAAGCCACCCUCUUCGAGGACCAGCGUCCUCAAGCGUCGAUCUUAACGAACAUCGGUUACGUUCAAUGGUUAACCAAAUCCCCGUGCCCCAGGCCAAGUAUGAAUUAUUAACUGACGUUCGACAACCUCGUUGGAAAACACAAGUUCUGUGCUUGGUGCUAGUGUCAUUGGUACUUGGAAUUCUUUUUGUAACACGUGCUUGGUUGGGGAUCGUUAUCCUUCGCUCGCCGAGAGCUGAAACGGUUGAUCCGGAGACGGUGAUAGACAAUGCCAAGAUUGCUACGUGGUUACGUCGGGCUCGGAUGUACGCCGAGUCGACGAAGGAGAACCAGAAUGCGGACAGGAACAACAGUAUCAGUUCGCCACAACACUUCUACACAAAUUUCUCAGGGCAGAUCAUUGUCUGUUAUUACACCAUACAGAGCGACCUGAACACGCUCUGGGAGCUCCGUCCGUCGCACAUUGACCCUGAUCUUUGUACGCAUAUUAUCGUGGGUUUUGCGAGCGUGGUGAACUGCAGCCUCGACUUGGACAGCAGUUCUACCAUCUACCAACAAGUAGUCGCCUUGAAAAAAUCGCAACCUGAAUUGAGGGUCAUGAUCAGUGCCGGCGGUAGUAACGAGCUCCACUCAGGUUUCUCAGAAAUGAUCAAAAACCAUUUUAACAGGAAACGAUUUAUAAAGUCGGUAUUAAACGUAACAAAGACAUUCGGCUUCGAUGGAUUAGAUUUAGACUGGGAAUUCCCUGCGUGGAUCGGAGCCGAUGAACGUGAGAAAAUUCGUUUUGUACAAUUAUUAGAGGAAUUGCGAAGGGAACUUUACCGCGCCAAAGAAAAAUUGAUUCUCUCUGUCGCGGUAGCCGCUCCACAAGCUAUCAUCGAUCAAAGCUACAUGGUCGCGGAAAUGGCAAAGUACGUGGAUUUCGUGAACUUGAUGUCGUACGACUAUCACUUUUACGUUUGGUAUUAUCCGAUUACUGGACUCAACGCGCCGCUUUAUCCACACGCAACGGAAUCUGGCUACCUGUCUACCCUGAACGUUAAUUUCUCGGCUCACUAUUGGCUGUUAAAGGGUAUGCCAAAGGAAAAGCUAAUCAUCGGCAUUCCGACUUAUGGCCACUCGUACAAAUUGGACAACCCGAUAAAUCACGACUUGUACGCGCCAGCGAACGGAUUUGGCAAUUUAGGAAGCAUGGGUUUCGUUCCUUAUUUUACAGUCUGCGAGUUCCUGCAAAACGAAGCGAAGAACGUUUUCGACGAAGAAAGCAAAGUUCCGUUUGCUUACAAAGACAGAGAAUGGAUCUCUUACGACGAUGUUACAAGCAUUCGUCACAAGGCUGAAUGGAUUCGUGCAAACAAUUUCGGAGGUGCAAUGAUAUUAUCCUUAAACGUUGAUGAUUGGAAUAAUACAUGCAAAUUUAAUGAGAGUUUUCCUUUAACACGUACUGUUACCAGGAUCCUCAGGUAUCAUGAAGAUUAAUGCAUUUAUUGCAUUUCCUUUCUUUCUUAUUUACAUUCCAAUAAAAAAAUAUCACAUUCCCGAAAAAGUAUUCAAUCAAUAAUUGUUAUUUCCAUUGUUAACUCAAGUUUUUAUAGUUGCAUAAUGAGAGUUCAUUUCUGCGUUGAGGCUCUUACUAUUUCCGCGAAAGAAUAUCUUCGCCAAUAUUAUUACCUCGUAGUAUAAUAGUUACACAAAG
Molecule: messenger RNA, 1730 nt
Organism: Ceratina calcarata
Lineage: Eukaryota; Metazoa; Arthropoda; Insecta; Hymenoptera; Apidae
Product: chitinase-3-like protein 2
Exons: 6
Coding region: 101-1513 (470 amino acids)
Biological process (GO): chitin catabolic process; carbohydrate metabolic process
Cellular component (GO): extracellular region
Molecular function (GO): chitinase activity; chitin binding
Source: RefSeq, a predicted model, not a curated record